AUGGAAGUUGAUAAGAUGGAGCUUAGAAAGAAAGUGCUUCAGUUGCAGAAGGAAAAGGAACUUAAUAACAAAUAUUUUUCUCAGAGAAUGCUUGUGCUGCAGGGUGAAGUUCAUCGGAACCAACAGCUUAGGGCUGAAAAUGAGGAUCUUGUGAAGCAGCUUGAGCAGCUUGGGGUAGAUAAGCAAAUCCUUGAGGAAGAUGCUGAGCAGAGUGAGUGUUGGAGGAGAGAGCUUGAGGUGGAGCUUGAGGCGAGUGAGAUUGAAAAGGGAGAUAUUGUAAAAGAGCUUAAGGAGAUUCACGCUGAAAAGAAAAAUCUUGAGGGACAGCUUGAGAAGAUGGAAGAUUAUCAGAAAGAGAUUAAGAAGAAACUUCUUGAUCUGCAGGAUGAAGCUGAGAAGAAAGAGCUUCAGAGCAAAGAGCUUAAUCAGAAAGUGCUUGACCUGCAGAGUGAAGCUGUUCAAAACAAAAACCUUAAGAGUGAUCUUGAGAAAAAGCUUGCGGAGAGUGAAGCUGAAAAGAAAAAGCUUGAGGCGUUUCGGGCUGAAAAGGAAGAUCUUGAGAAAGAGCUUCAGGAGAUUCGGGCUCAAAUGGGAUAUAUUGUGGAAGACCUUGAGAUGAUUAAGGCUGAGAUGGGAGAUCUUGAGAAAGAGCUUUGGCGGAGUGAGGCUGAUAAGACGGAGCUUGAGAAGAAAAUGCUUGAGCUGAGUAGUCAAGUGAACAUUAAGGAGAUUGAGAACAAAGACCUUAAUGAUAAAUUGUUUCAGCUGUGGAGGGAAGCAGAUCAAAACAAACUGCGCAAUGAUGAUCUUGAGAAAAAGCUUGCGCUUAGUGAACGUCGGACGAAAGAGCUUGUUGGGAUUGAGACUGAAAAGAAACUUCUCGAGAAAGAGCUCGAGGGGAUUCGAUCUAAAAGGGGAGAUCUUGUGUCAGAGCGUAAGCAGAGUGAGACUGAGAAGGAGCUUAAGCAGAAAGUGCUUGAACUGGAGACUGAAGGUCGUCGAAACAAAACGCUUUUGAAUGAUCUUGAGAAAAAGCUUAAGCAGAGUGAAUGUCAGAAGAAAGAGCUUAAACAAGAGCUGGAGAUGAAUAAGCAAUAUCUCGACGAAGAACAACAGCACACUGUAAAAUUUUUUUAUCGGAAUGAGAUGCAGUUGGAUCAAAUGAGAGAUCUUAAAGAAUUUAUUGAGAAGAGUGAGGCUCAGAAGCAAAAUCUUAAGAAAGAGCUUCAGCAAACUAAAGCUGCAAAGUUAGGGCUUAAAAAUGCUUUUGAGGAGAGUGAAUGCGAGAAGAAGGACCUCCAGGAAGGCCUUCACAAAAUUGUUGGGCAAAGGAACAAAAAGAUCAGGGAAGUGCUUGAAACUAGUGAGACUCAGAAGGAACAGAUUAUGAAAGUGUAUGAGCAGAUUAAAGAUGGAAAGCUAGAUGUCGAGAAAGCUCUCGAGGAGAGUGAACGCCAGAAGAAGGAGCUCGAGGAGGUGCUUGCAAAGAGUAAGGCUCAAAAGGAACAUCUUGAGAAAGAGCUUGAGAAGAUUGAAGAUGAAAAUAUGCAGCUCAAGGAAGCUCUGGAGGAAAGUGAGCUGAUGAAAAGACAACAAGUGAUAGUUUUUGGCCAGAAGGAACAACUUGUGAAGGCAGAGCUUAACAAGAAAGUGCUUCAGCUGCAGAAUGAAGCUGAUCAAAGCAAGGAGCUUAACAAACGCCUUGAGCAAAAGCUAGGGCAGACUGAAAUGCGCAAGAUGUUACUUGAGAACGCUCUUAAGGAUAGAGAUAUUCAACUGCAAGAAAUGAAUCAGAGAUUUGCUUUAGAGCAAAAGCAAAAUGAAGAUGUGGUGGCAGAUUUGUCGAAAGAACCAAAGAAUCGGGAGAGUUCGAAGAAAGAGAUUACAUCUAUCAACAGUGAAAUGGAGUAUCUUCAUUAUGUCAACAAGAAAAGCACAGAAGAGUUGGAUGUUGCUGAUGUUGCUGCUGCUGCUGCUGCUGAUGAUGAUGAUGAUAAUGAUGAUGAUGAUUGGCUUAAAGUUUAAAGUGGCUAUGUUAA
Prunus mume (Japanese apricot) is the source of this 2039-nucleotide messenger RNA. RefSeq lists its product as uncharacterized. NCBI's taxonomy places the organism in Eukaryota, Viridiplantae, Streptophyta, Magnoliopsida, Rosales, Rosaceae. The record is from RefSeq and is a predicted model, not a curated record.